AUGGCUUUCAGCGCGACUGGAGGAUCUUCCUCAUCAACUCCUCUUGUGCCAUCAUAUUCUCUCCCAAACGCCGGCGAAGUGAGCAUCGAAGACGACUGGACGGGAGUUCAAAACCGCAAGGAGAAGAAGAGGAUUCAAAAUCGGGUUGCGCAACGAAGCUACCCUAAAGGCCAGCGCAUGAAGGCGCGUCUUGCGGAACUCCAGGCCAAAGUCGCGUAUCAUGAACAAGCCCGAUCACAACUGAACGAGACUCGAAGCAAUGCACCCGAGAAUCGGGUGUCUGAUCCGCUCAUGUGCGCUCCAGGUCUACCAACACCCAGAGAUUCAGGAUCACCGAAAGCAACAGAAAGGUUGAACCCACGGCUUCAGGCACCACCGCCAGCUUUUGAAGAGCAGCCAACUAAUAAGAAUGAUAGAGCACCUCUAGAUAACCCCCAAGGCUCUCAGUCAUUUUCGCAAGCCCGUUCCCCCCUCUUAGAAGAUCGAACCGACAGGGCAUCGAGGAUAUACGACGGGCUCUUCCUCGACCAUAUGCACGUCCCAAAGCAACAACUAGGAAGAUUAAACCACCAAGUGCAUAAUCCCUUCCCACAGGAAGACUCUGCGAAGGACAAUACCACAACCCCGUUUGCUACAGCGAUGACCGGAGAUGCACAAUCAAGUGUGCAGAAUUUCGCAGCCAGCUCCGUCGACCUCAUGGAUUCUGUUUCUAAUACCCCAAGCUCACCGCCCAUGUCGGCCAGCCAGGCCUCAUUGGAUGAGAGAUUUGAGCUCAUUAUGGAGUGCGUCGCGGCCACUGGAUUUGACAGCUUCGACACGCUUGUAACGGCGUAUUAUAACGAGACGUUUGGCGAAUCAUCUCCGUUAGCCAAUGAGCAACGGUUGAGCCGAAAUAGACGGCUGCCGAGGGUUAUCGCCGACGUGUUCGAUGCGGCUGGCGGGUGGAGUCCCUGGGAACGGCGAGGCUUCCAUGAAGAGAUUUUAAAAACUACCGAGACGAUGCUGUUAUCGGAGAGCGACCGUGUCCGAAAUGUCCUCAACGCUAGUAUCACGUCGUUGACUGAGCUGCGGGACAGACACAACACAUCAUCCACGGAACAGCAAGAAAUGCUGGCAACGAAGAGGAUGAUCCAGAACGAGCUACCCAACCGCUGGGCGCUGAUGAUGGCUCUGGCAGCCGAAAAUCGGGCAGCUUGGCAGCGAGAUCGAUCUGACACGGCUCUGGCAGCCAUUCUCCUACUGCACUGCGCAGGCCGUUUGCCAAAGGAACAGCUCCUCAAACUGCUCGGCGACUGUCUCUCCAAUGUUCCGUGA
This is a messenger RNA of Uncinocarpus reesii 1704, 1314 nucleotides long. RefSeq lists its product as uncharacterized. The record is from RefSeq and is a predicted model, not a curated record. Lineage: Eukaryota; Fungi; Ascomycota; Eurotiomycetes; Onygenales; Onygenaceae. The transcript has 4 exons. The coding region runs from base 1 to 1314 and encodes 437 amino acids.